GAAUUUUUUUCUGUUUGUGUGUUUACCAUCUGACAACGUGGUCCAAUCGAUGUUUUUUUUCCAAAUUUUUGAAAAAUUUCAUUUUGAAAAUUUGUUCAAAGUAAAACAAUGUCUGAUCAAGAAUCGCUAAGUCAACUUUUAUUGGAAAAAUUAAAUCUAUUACAAUCACCGAAUGAAAAGAUAAAUUCAUUAGAUUUUGCACAAGAAAAUCAAUUUGAACAUCAAAAAAUUGUUGGUGCUGUAAAAUCAUUACAAUCACUUGGUGAUUUAAUUCAAUCAAAUCAAGUGGAAUCAAAACGUUUUGAAUUGACCGAUGAAGGUGAACAAAUUGUUGAAAAUGGUAGUCAUGAAUUUCGUGUUUGGUCAGCCAUACCCAACGAUGGAUCAAUAUUACAAUCUGAUCUAAUGAAAUCAAUACCGGAUUCAAAUGUUUCGAAAUUAGGUUUUGCAAAAGCAAUGUCAAACAAAUGGAUAGCUAUUGAUAAAUCAUCCGGUAAACCAAUGGUGAAAAGAAAUUUAACAAAUGUUAAAGAUGAAAUUCGUGUUCUACUUAAAUUGGUACAAAGUGGUGCUGCUAACAAGUUAAACGAUUCACAACGAAAUGAUCUUAAAAAACGCAAAUUAAUACAAGAAAUUUUGGAAAAAAGUUAUGACAUUCAACGUGGCCAGAAUUUCCAAACUACAAUUGAAAAACCUGAAACCGAUUUGAAUGCCGAAAUGAUUACGCGUGGUACAUGGCGUACAAAAAAAUUUAAAGAAUAUAAUUUUAAUGCAAAAGGAAUUGCACCGGAUCGUGGUCAUCUACAUCCAUUACUUAAAGUUCGUGAACAAUUUAGACAAAUAUUUCUUGAAAUGGGUUUCGAAGAAAUGUCAACAAAUAAUUUUGUUGAAAGUUCAUUUUGGUGUUUCGAUACAUUGUUUGUACCACAAAAACAUCCAGCACGUGACCUACAAGAUACAUUUUAUAUUUCCGAUCCGGCUGAAUGUAAAGAUAUACCCCGUGAUUAUAUGGAACGUAUUCGUUCUGUACAUGAAAAUGGUGGUGAUUGUGGAUCAAUUGGUUAUCAAUAUGAAUGGAAAGAAUCGGAAACAAGGAAAAAUGUUCUUCGAACGCAUACAACAGCUGUAUCGGCAAGGAUGCUUUAUCGUGCUGCACAAGAAUUUAAACGUUCUUCUGGUGCAAGCGGCGAUGAUAAAGAAUUUAAACCGUUAAAAUUUUUUAGUAUUGAUCGUGUAUUUCGUAAUGAAACAUUGGAUGCAACACAUUUAGCUGAAUUUAGUCAAAUUGAAGGUGUUGUUGCUGAUCGUAAUCUAACAUUAGGUCAUUUAAUGGGAAUGAUAAAAGCAUUUUUUGAAAAAUUAGGUAUCAAUGAUAUACGAUUUAAACCAACAUAUAAUCCUUACACAGAACCAUCAAUGGAAAUGUAUAGUUGGCAUUCAGGUUUUGGUAAAUGGGUUGAAAUAGGUAAUUCUGGUCUAUUUCGACCGGAAAUGUUAAAACCAAUGGAAUUACCUGAUGAUAUUAAUGUAUUAGGUUGGGGUUUAUCAUUGGAACGACCAACAAUGAUUAAAUAUGGUAUAUCUAAUAUACGUGAUCUGGUUGGACAUAAAAUUGAUUUACAAAUGGUUUAUGAUAAUCCUGUUUGUAUUCUUGAACCAAGACAGCAGCAGCAACAACAACCGGUUACAGUGUAACGUCGUCAUGAAAUUAUUAUUAUUAUUAUUUCCGUUGAAAUGUGAUUUUUUUUUGGCUAAAUAAAAAUUUUUACAAAAAAAAAAUUCCU
Molecule: messenger RNA, 1784 nt
Organism: Dermatophagoides pteronyssinus (European house dust mite)
Lineage: Eukaryota; Metazoa; Arthropoda; Arachnida; Sarcoptiformes; Pyroglyphidae
Gene: alpha-PheRS
Product: phenylalanine--tRNA ligase alpha subunit
Biological process (GO): phenylalanyl-tRNA aminoacylation
Cellular component (GO): cytosol; phenylalanine-tRNA ligase complex; cytoplasm
Molecular function (GO): ATP binding; phenylalanine-tRNA ligase activity; tRNA binding
Source: RefSeq, a predicted model, not a curated record